Mizuhopecten yessoensis (Yesso scallop) is the source of this 1440-nucleotide messenger RNA. RefSeq names its product RNA-binding protein 8A-like. Lineage: Eukaryota; Metazoa; Mollusca; Bivalvia; Pectinida; Pectinidae. Gene Ontology annotation, cellular component: exon-exon junction complex; cytoplasm; nucleus. Gene Ontology annotation, molecular function: mRNA binding. The record is from RefSeq and is a predicted model, not a curated record. Gene Ontology annotation, biological process: RNA splicing. Bases 25 to 525 code for a protein of 166 amino acids. The transcript is spliced from 6 exons.
GUUACACACGCGGCUCAAAUAAAGAUGGCGGAUGUUUUAGAUUUGCAAGAAGGAGGAGAUGAAUUUGAGGUUGACGAGGAAGGCGAUCAGGGAUUACAGAAGCUAAAAGAAAAAGCCAAGAAACGGAAAGGAAGAGGAUUUGGUGCAGAUGGCCCAACAAGAAGUGGGGUUGAGGAUUUUGAGGCAAUGGAUGUGGAUGAAGAUGGUGGACCAGGUCCUCAGAGGUCUGUGGAAGGGUGGAUCUUAUUUGUGACUGGUGUCCACGAGGAAGCACAAGAAGAUGAUCUUCAUGACAAAUUUGCUGACUACGGCCAGAUAAAAAAUCUCCAUAUCAACCUUGACAGACGAACAGGAUUCCUUAAGGGUUAUGCUCUGAUAGAAUAUGAAACAUUCAAAGAGGCCCAGGGGGCUAUGGAUACACUUAAUGGGUCGGACCUCCUGGGUCAGAAAAUCAAUGUGGAUUGGUGUUUUGUGAGAGGGCCACGCAAGAGCAAAAGUCGCAGAGACAACCGGAGGAGGCGGUGAUGGUGAUCUUUUCCAGGACUUGUGUAAUAGUUUCGUAACUUUUAAAUUGUGUGUUAACAAUGUGUAUAAGAUGAGACAGUACCUUUGCACAUUGCUAUCAGACACUGAACAAUCACGCCUCAGUGACUCUGGAGAGGUUGAUAAACAGUUCACGGAUCGGAAAAGGCACGGCAGCAGAUAUGUGGUGUCUAUAUGUCAUACAACCCGGUAAAAGGACUGUUCAGAAACCCAGCCCUGAGGAGGGGAUCAGUUCAACAUGACUCAUCAGGGCAGUGAUUGUCUAUACUGUUUGUGUGUUAACUUGGGAUAGAUUUUAGCAUAGCAUUACUGGUAUAAGGGGUGAUAAAAGGACAAGACGUCUAAGGGAAAUCCACCCUUUCCUUAUGUUUGUAUGACGAAUGAAGUUCACAUUUUUUUGGGGAUUAUAUUUAUCUACCAGUAUAUGUUCCGAUGUUUACUGUGUAGUGUUAAAUAAUGUAGCUUCGAAAUUCAUAAACAUGGAAUUUGAAUAUUGUGCAAGCCAUAAACAGUUAUUAGUCCCAUGUAUCUCUCAGACAGAAGGUUAACAAACUCUUUAGUUUACCGAUAUACACAUUUUUUCAGGCGUAGAGAAAAAAGAUAGAAUCUAUGCAGAAUAUAAAGACAAUAUCAUAUUUAAUUGGUUUCAUCAAAUUUCUGGUGCUGAAGUUAGAAAUUAAGCUUUUGAGGUAUUAAAAUUGGCAGAAAAUAUUUAUUUUGGUUGUCGGAUCAAAAAUAUGGACAAUGUGAAGUAUAAAAUUCUGCUUUCUUGGUCCUGUUUGGAUCAAUUUCAUGUAUAUAUAUUUUUUUCUCAUGGUGCAAGAUUUUUGAUUGAGUAUUUUUAAUUCAGAAAUAGAAGUAAAAAGUUAAGUUUCACUAUGUUAGAUAUGUUCCCUG